Canariomyces notabilis is the source of this 3408-nucleotide messenger RNA. RefSeq lists its product as uncharacterized. Gene Ontology annotation, molecular function: protein binding. The annotation marks the transcript as partial. NCBI's taxonomy places the organism in Eukaryota, Fungi, Ascomycota, Sordariomycetes, Sordariales, Chaetomiaceae. The transcript has a single exon. The record is from RefSeq and is a predicted model, not a curated record.
AUGCUGGAAAGGACGGCAGCGACCAUUGAGCCGAGCAGUCUCCAGCGUGUGCUUCCCUCGACCAGGCUCCGUCUGCACAGCCGUCGCCAGCUUCAUACUGCCUUCUGGCACCAUGGGGCUGCUGACUUAGAGCUUAUUGAUGCCUGCCAGGCCCUCAUGCGCCAGCCUCCCCUUGAAACGAAGACAGCCGCAAUGCCUGCAAAAUCGAACAAGACGACGGAUACCACGACGGCACCCGCUGUUCUUCUCGACUUCCUGUAUCCCGGUGGCAUUGCGGCGCUUUUUCGGAGGCCCUAUUUGGUUCAUUCGCUGCGGCUCGAGGCGGCCUCACGGCCGCGGCUUCUCAUGUCACGACUCUUCACGUCAUCGGCCCCAGGCCGUUCUGCCGAGCCGCUUCCCAGCCAAGAAGAAUCGCCGGAUGAGGUGGGGAAUGGGGUGUCGGGAGAGGUUGUUGGAGAGGUUGUGGGAGACAGGGAGUCCUUGGCUGUCCAAGGGUCAAUCCCCUACGAGCUGAUCAGUCAAGUAUACCAAGAGCCCGAGUGUGGGUACGAGGAGGCGUUGCGGAGGCUCCUGAACUCUGAUAACCGUGCUGGCGCCGAUGAUUAUGAUCGAAUUUUCUGGUAUUACAAAAAUCUCGAUCCCCAGGCCAAACACGGGUUCACGACGCCUGUUUUGCUCGCUCUUUCAGCAUCAUCCCGACCGGUUGAGGCGUGGAGGGUCAAUGAUCUAUUCUCUCUCUACCAGGUCAACGAGUGGACCGAAGAGGUUGUUUGCGCUGUUAUCAAUGCGCAGCUCACAUUGGAGAAUGUGCCGGCAGCCAUGUCAAUUUUCAGAUCCGCAUUAGAGGAACGCGGAUUCACCCGAGGAUUGGAUUACCUGGCUGCCUACGGACUCGACAACUCGGCAUGGGGCAUGGUUCUUGAAUCCUUGGAACUGUACUCCAAUGUCAGACAGGAUACCGACCUAGCAGCCGGGUCAUCCCUGGUCCAGGAGACUGAGGCGUUCACUGACUCGAGGGUCGCUCAGAAUUCUGGGUCAAUUGAGUCGACAGAAACCGGAGGGGCUGCUGAGUCUGUCGACGGGUCUGCGGCGGCCCAUGAUGCCAGUUCUGCCGUUGGCUUGGAGCCGGAACAGAGCUGGGAAACAUAUCCGACGUCAGAAUCGGCAGAUGGCCCUGCGGCGGAAAGGAAGGUCGGAACAUUUCCGACGGUAGCCAGGGUGACUGAUUUCGCGGUCAAAGUGAGUCAGCUGUAUAAGUCCUUCGAGGAUGACCCAGAGAGUAUGCACCAUCGCACAGGUUUAGUCGAUGCAUUUCUUGCCAACAUUGCAAGAAACUCGUUGGACCUAUUUCGGCCGUCCGAUGCUGUGUUUAUUCUCGACCGCGUCGGGGAUAAACGCUCAUAUGAAAGUUACAUCCUCUCCAACCUGGAACGCGGUCGGAGAAGAAUUGUUACCGACCUCUACUGGAAAUACAGGGCACUCCCAGGGAUACGUGUCGCCCAAUUUGUCUUGCGCGCCAUGAUCGAUGUCUUCCACCCGCACAACGUACGAGGGAUGGAACAAGUUCUUGCGGACUGGUACCAGGUUUAUGACCGGUUAGACGAAAGGACAUACCGGAAGUUCAUGACUUUCUAUAGCGGCCGGGGCGAUGUCAAGUCGGUCAUGCGUUUGGCUGAGGAGUACGCCAAGCAUCACAACAGGCAGGUGGAGCAGGAUCCCGAGUUGGUCGUUACCGUCAUGAAAGCCUACGCAGUUAAAGGUGACUGCGAGGCGGUCCGUCGGGUCAUGGAGGAGGCUGUCGAGAAGACAGGAGUGCCGCCCGAUACAGUAAUGUGGAACGUCCUGCUCGACGCCCACAAAAGGGUGAAUGACUACGAAGGGGCUCUAAAGAUUUUUUUCAAUGUUUGUGAAAACUAUGAGCCCGACCUAACCACUUUCGGAACCAUCAUGGGCAUGGCGGCCCGGCGCGGUGACCUUGAAUUCACACUGGAAAUCUUCCAGCUGGCCCAGGAGCGACAACUACAACCGAACUUGAAUCUGAUUCAGGCAUUGGUGGAGGCAUACUGCCAGAAUGACCGGUACGCCGAGGCCGAGAAACUCUGCGUCGACGUUACCGAGAAUCGCGAGGUGCCUGGCGACUACACAUUGUUGUGGAACAAGCUCCUUGAACAUCACGCCAAACGGCGGAACUUGAUGGGCGUCAACCGCCUCCUGGGGAUCAUGUCGGCUAAGGGUAUCAUCUACAACCAAGACACAUACAGUCAUCUCCUCUUGGCGCUGCUGUAUUGCCGACAAGCUCAACAUGCCAUGCAUCUCCUGAGGCUUGCCCACCGCGAAGGUGUCUUCAAUCCCACCCCUGAUCACUUCAUCCUCCUCAUGGCGGCUUUCAUGAAAGCUGGAGAACCGGAUAUGGUGCUGAAGACCAACCAGCUGAUGGCACAGAUGGCAUUUCCCGAGUCCGCAGCUCGCUUGAGAAAUGUCAUUGAUGCCCUCGGCAGGUGGCAGGAGCUCCCGCCACACCAUAGACAAGGGCUUGACGGGCAGCACUUCCUCAAACUAGUCCUGAAAUACUUUUACAGAGCCAUGGACAGGGUCGACGAGGGCGCACCCGACAGUGAGGGCUCUAUUAUCAGCCUCUACUCCAAGGUGCUCUUCAUCCUGACGCAAAUGCGCGAGCAUGCGACGGUAGAGCAGCUGAUAGAGCUGUACAACUCCCGGUUCCCCCAGCGCUCCUCGCCCCAAGCUAUCCCCAUCAAGCUGCUGCACAACAUCAUGCUCGCGGAUUUUUACGAAGAAAAAUACGACCGGGUCAAGGAGACGUGGAAGGUCGUGGUGCAGCGGACAACACGGCGGUACGCGGUGGCGUCAGCGCUCCGCAACGGGGAUUUGGAGGAGGCAUCCAAGCCGGUCGCGUACGCGAUGCGAUUCCGCCUAAGCGACCCGCUCAAGACGAUGCAGCGACUGUACGUCGCAGAGGGAGACGCGCAAGGGCUCAUGGACACUGUCGCCGAGAUCCGCAAUCUAGGGUUCGAGCUCGACAGUAAGAACUGGAACUACUACGUUCAGGCGCUCGCCAAGCUCAAGGAGUGGCGCCAGGCGUUUGAGGCGUGCGAGCAGGUGCUUAUGCCACACUGGAACGGCUGGGCCAUGGUGCGCAGGUGGAAGCGGACAGGCAAGUACCAACUCCCGCUGGAGCUGCGCCGCAGCGAGGACCCCAGCAGGCCCAGGCCCAUAUCCCACACCCUGAUGGUGCUGGCAAAGGAGUACAGGGACCUGGACCAGAUACGUCUCUGGUCGCAAGCGGCGGCGAGCGAGAUUCACUACAUCGAGGAAAAUUGUCCCAAGACAGUCCUUGCCAUCACUACCAUGAGAGCCACGGGGUCGCCGGUCGAGGUCGCCAUCCUUGGA